This is a messenger RNA of Stylophora pistillata, 2448 nucleotides long. RefSeq lists its product as uncharacterized. The record is from RefSeq and is a predicted model, not a curated record. NCBI's taxonomy places the organism in Eukaryota, Metazoa, Cnidaria, Anthozoa, Scleractinia, Pocilloporidae.
AAAUGUAUUUCUCUUUUUUCCUGUGUAAAGCGUGUUCAGAAGCAAUGGGUAUGGAGAACGGACAGAUAGGCGACACUCAGAUCACUGACUCUGGAAAUAUAGCAGCUCAGGGAAGACUGAACUUUAAAACAGGAUCGUCAGUAAAUCAGUGGCUCCAGGUGGAUCUUAAAAAGUUCAGAGUUGUGACAGGGAUUGCCACACAAGGACGAAGUGACUACCCUCAGUGGGUUACCUACUACGAGCUUCUAUACAGCGAGGAUGGCGUUACCUUUGUUCAUUACAAAGAACCGGGACAAAGCCUACCAAAGCAAUUCAGAGGAAAUACAGACCAGACUAGUAUUGUUUAUCACAAGUUAAACCCGUCAAUUCAAGCUCGUUUCAUCAGACUCAUACCUAGAAGAUGGAAGAAUUACGCAGUACUCAGGAUGGAGCUGUACGGCUGUUUAGGAUGUUUAACACCUCUGGGUAUGGAGAACAGACGGAUAAAGGAUGCUCGAAUCACCGCUUCUUCAGAAUAUAGUGUUCAACAUGCUGCAAAGUUUGGAAGGCUGAAAUUCAAGGCAACAGGAAAAAAACAGGGAGGAUGGUCAGCACUUUACAAUGAUAAUCAAUGGAUUCAAGUGGAUUUUACCAAGUAUACUGUAGUGAAAGGAAUAGCGACACAAGGGCGAAAUGGUUACAGCCAGUGGGUAACUAAGUACAAGCUGCAGUACAGCGACGAUGGAGUAAACUUUCACUAUUACGGAGAAUCCAACCAGAAUCCGCCAAAGGUCUUUGAAGGCAAUAAAGACACAGACAGUAUUGUGUACCACCAUUUAUACCCUCCGAUCAAAGCACGUUUUAUCAGAUUAAGGCCAACAGAAUGGUAUGUCCACGUCUCACUUCGGAUGGAGCUCUACGGUUGCUUAGAUCCUUCAGCGAAAUUACAAUGCAACCGCAACAACAUAUCAUUAAGCGUCCCUAAGACCCUUCUUCCUGGUAUCAAGCGUGAGGAUCUCCGACUCCUGGACACGAAAUGCAAAGCUGAGGAAGACGACACUUAUUACAGUCUAACAACACCGCUGGUCGGGUGUAAAACUACACGCAAACACACGACUACGGCUGUCGUUUACUCCAAUAUGGUCUUGAAAGUUCCCACAGCUUCCAAAAAUGCUACGAUACGUGAUUUAAAAAUACAGUUCAGCUGUGUUUAUUCCAGUCAUGGUGUGGUGACAUCGGUUGGUUGGAGGGCAGUCAACAGAAAAUUUAUAAUUAGUGAAGAGGGUGAAGGAAACUAUACGCUCUUUUUGAAUAUGUUCCCUGACAAGAAAUUUGCGAUUCCUUACAAGGAAGAGGAUUUUCCUCUCUUUGUGGCGCAGAAACGUCUUUUCUUGGAGGUAUCAGUGACAAAUGAUAAGCGGCUCUCAAUUAUAGCUGAUCGAUGUUACACCACGCCUUCUCGCGAACGAGAAAAUGCACCGAAGUACGAGUUUAUUUCGAAAGGAUGUGCAAACUAUCCCUCUGUGGUCUACCAUCCUGCACCCGCGAUCAACUUCCAGCGAUUUAGCCUUGAAACCGCUAAAUUCAUUGGCACCGAUUCGUUUGUAUUUGUUCACUGCCACGUGAUCGUAUGCAACGCAACUGACCCAGAUUCCCAAUGUGCAAAGAAGUGUCCGCCAGGUAACCGUGGGAAACGUCAAGUAAGCGAUCACGAGAUGGACGCACAGUACUCUUUGGCCCAGGGUCCGCUCAUUCAUGUUAGCGAGAAGAAAGAAGAGGAGGAAAGCAAUGGUGGAGCCAGUAACGAGAAGAAUGCUUCUGAUACUACCUUCGUAGUAGGUCUGGUAAUGAUAUCCGUUGCUUGCUUGGCGGCCAUGGGGACUGGACUGGUAGUCUUUAAGAAGUUACGAGACAAGCGGUCUGCUGCUGAGUUUUUCAGCGGUCAUGAGAAGGAAAAGCCUGAACAUUGAUGAUACAGACUGGACUGGCCCUGGAGGACACUUGAGUUUGAGAAACACAUAAACUUUCAUUUAGAUGCGUAGUUGCUUCUCUUAAACCGCUCUUUGGGGACUCAGUAUUUUACACGAGGACUAGCAUUUCAACAACUUCUGUUAAUAAUAUCUUUCUUUUUUUUUUUGGUUUAACCAAUGAUUGGUUGUGUAGGAGUUCCAGCACUUUUCGAUUAAACAUAAGCUGUAAGCCCCUAUUCCCAGAAAAAUAAUCAACUCAGCAACUCAGAAACGGGAAUGCGGGUGAGAACUCAACUUCGAUAAAUAAAGACUCCUUCAAGCGUAGGAAAGCGCGAGUGAUCUGAUCACAAGUGUUUCCAGUUUUUCAUUUGAUUGGCUUACUGGAGAGCACAAAUUUUCAAGACCAAGGUGCGUGAAGUCGAAAAGUGCUGACUGAGUAGUUGUUUGUGAAAAUUUUCUAAUCAGCGACGAGUAUGAUAACACUGAUGACAUCAAAGUG